Molecule: messenger RNA, 3080 nt
Organism: Megalobrama amblycephala (Wuchang bream)
Lineage: Eukaryota; Metazoa; Chordata; Actinopteri; Cypriniformes; Xenocyprididae
Product: CDP-diacylglycerol--glycerol-3-phosphate 3-phosphatidyltransferase, mitochondrial
Exons: 11
Coding region: 38-1660 (540 amino acids)
Biological process (GO): cardiolipin biosynthetic process
Cellular component (GO): mitochondrion
Molecular function (GO): CDP-diacylglycerol-glycerol-3-phosphate 3-phosphatidyltransferase activity
Source: RefSeq, a predicted model, not a curated record
UUUAAUAAAGUUUUGACAUUCAAAAUCCAGUGAAAACAUGGCGGCGCCCAUGAAAUGGAAAAGACUUGUGUUCUCUGCAUAUACUCCUGCAUUGUCCUGGGUUUUCACGAGAUUAACAGACCGCUUUUUCAGGACACAUGAUCGGAGGAGAGGGUCUGCUGUGCUGCUCUUGGCCCCUCUCCUGGCAGAGGCGGACUCAGCCCCCCUGGCCUCCUCCAGACCUCCAGGCUUCACUGGUGUCGAGGGCCUCCUCUCUCGCUUCCACUGGAUGGCUAAUCAUGUACCUGCUUUCAGGGUCCCUGGGGGCCACAUACACAUCCUUCACUCACCUGAUGAGUUUUAUCAGGCUAUGAAGGCUCGUAUCAAGACAGCCAAAAAUCGUGUGGUGAUGGCAUCACUGUAUCUGGGUACAGGACCAUUAGAGCAAGACCUGGUUGAUUGCAUGGAAGAGGCAUUAGAGCGCUCACAGGAAGAUCAUGCACCUGAUCUGAAAGUGUCUUUUCUGCUGGAUUAUACCAGAGGCUCAAGAGGUAAGCACAAUUCCCGUACAAUGUUACUGCCGCUGCUCCAGCGUUUCCCCAAGCAGAUGAGAGUGUCCCUGUACCACACACCAGACCUGCGGGGGCUGUUGCGUCUUCUGGUGCCCGAGCGCUUCAAUGAAACCAUCGGAGUGCAGCACAUCAAGGCAUACCUUUUUGACAACAGUCUUAUAAUUAGUGGGGCCAAUCUGAGCGACUCCUACUUCACCAAUCGUCAGGAUCGUUAUGUACUUCUGGAGGACUGCGGGGAGGUGGCAGAUUUUUUUGCUGAACUCGUGGGAGCCGUGGGCGAUGUGUCACUGCAGCUCCAGCCUGACGACAGUGUGCACAUGAUGGAGGGAAUGGUGCAUCCCUACAAAGGUAACAGAGCAGAUUUUUCUGCAUCGGCACAGAAACGGAUCAUGGAGGUGGUGAACACGGCCCGUGUCCGGCAGAGCAUGCUGGAGACGGAAUGCUCAGAGGGUCCAGACUCAGAUGAGAUGGUGCCAAAUGACACCUGGAUCUUUCCACUCGUGCAAAUGAAGCCUCUGGGCAUUUUCUUGGAUGAACAAAUAACCAAACAACUACUCAUAGAAGCUGGUGGUGACUCUAUCGUCUACCUGACAUCGGGUUACUUCAACCUGACACGCACCUACAUGCAGAUAGUACUGGGUGCAGCAGCAGACUACCGUAUCCUCAUGGCCUCCCCUGAGGUUAAUGGCUUUUUUGGAGCUAAAGGAGUAGCUGGAGCAAUUCCUGAGGCAUACGUUCAUCUCGCCCGACAGUUCUACAAUAAGGUAUGUCAGCUUGGUCAGCAGAGCCGUGUCCACUUGCAUGAAUACCAUCGCCCCGAUUGGACAUUUCAUGCCAAAGGUCUGUGGUACUAUGUGGGAGGAAGAGACCGCCCCUGCCUCACUCUUAUUGGCUCCCCAAAUUUCGGCUAUCGCUCUGUGCACAGGGAUCUGGAGGCUCAGAUUGCCAUAGUAACAGAGAAUGAGGAACUCCAGAUGCAACUUCAACAGGAGCAGGAAGUGUUGUACCAGAGCUCGACACAAGUGUCAAACUCCACUUUCAAUCAGCCGGACCGCCAUGUAAAGUUGUGGGUGAAACUGGUUACUCCACUCAUCAAGAACUUCUUCUGAGUUCAACAGCUGAUAGAUAUCUCACUGUCUGUGACAGAUGGAGUUGGGAAUACAUAUGUGUGAUUUGUACAUGAAGCGUUUGCAAAUAUCGAUGCUUUCUUGGAUACAGAUGGUUUUGAAGAUGACUGGCAUUGUGGACCUCAGCAAGCAUCCCAGCCAGUUCUAGUGAUGACCACUCAAAUAAUCUGCUGUGUGUUAUGAUAUUUAAUAACAUUCAUUCUGCUCUAGCAACCACAUUAUUAGGAGAAAAUGCAUGUAAAACCAGAACAAAUGAUUUACUCCCAGUGUGAUGGAUAUGUACUGUACAUAUGGCAGAUAUGAACGUUUGGCCAUCAGUUUGAUGUGUAUCUAACAUUUAUAUGUACAUAUUUUAGUUAAUUUAAUUUUUUUUUCUGUAAACGUUUGUAUUUUGUCAAUUUUAAUAAGAUGCUGUUUAACAAAAAACCUUUCCAUUUCUACUUCCUUUCCGUUGUUUAUUUUUACUACGUUAUUUUGGCUGAAAAUAGCAGUAGUUCAGUAAUAUUGAUUUCAUUAAUAAGGUCAAUAAGUUGAUCUUGGGAAUGCAAAGAGAUGCAGUUUGAUUCAUACACAUUUCAGCAACCCUUAGUUACCUCAGAUGAAAAUAUCCAUAUUUCUCAAACUGUUCAACAUCUACUACCUGAAACCAGUGCAAACCAUCAAGGCUGAGUGCCUUAAAAAUAAAAAUUAAUUUAUCAUUCAUUUACCUGCAUACUCAUGACUUUCCCAAUCUGUAUGAACGCAAAAUGACAACGUUCAAUAUUGAUGUAUUAAGAGAGAUUUUAGUAUUCCACUCAAGAAAGUCAUUUAGGUUUUAAAUGACAUGAGAUGCAAGUAUCUUAAGUUCAUUUUUAAGUGAACUACCGGUUUAACUCUCCAAUGCUCACUAGUUAUACCCGAUUACUGAUACUGGGAAUAUUACUACAGAAGAUGUUUUAGGAGAGCUUCAAAUCCUGACCAGGCUUUAAUAUUUACACAAACCUUUACACGAUAAGCAUGGGAUGGAUUUGCGCACCUUUGCAUUCAUUUGUAGCAUUUUCAGGGUUACUUGUUUAAAGGGAAUAAUGCAGUAUUUUUUCAGAGUUGGUUUGCGAAGUUGUAUUAAUCUUGGUUCCAAUAUGCAUGAAGCAAGUGCGUUUGCUUGUUAGGUUCAUUAACUUAUUGAGACCAGAUGAUUUUUUUUCUUUUUACUGGAUUUAAAUGCUAGUUUGGGAGCGACUAGAAACAUGUUUUUGAACGGUCCCAUCUCUUACAGACAGAUGCUACCUGAGUAAGAUGAGGCCUUAAAGCCACGUUAUCCAACGCACAAGAACUUGGACAAAAACAUUCUGUACUAUAUGAAGGCACAGUGUUUUUGGUCACUGUAUAAAUUGUUUUUAAGAAUAAAAGGCUUAAACAGUCA